Fimicolochytrium jonesii is the source of this 576-nucleotide messenger RNA. RefSeq lists its product as uncharacterized. NCBI's taxonomy places the organism in Eukaryota, Fungi, Chytridiomycota, Chytridiomycetes, Spizellomycetales, Powellomycetaceae. The transcript has 3 exons. The record is from RefSeq and is a predicted model, not a curated record. The coding region runs from base 1 to 576 and encodes 191 amino acids.
AUGCACCGCCAGGGUGUGUGCCUUGCUCGGAGAGCACCUACCGCUUCCCAAUUCCGUCUCCCUUCCCCAUUCCUGACUCGCCCCGCAUCCUCCUCCGUCUCGUCACCGGGCUCCCAAAAGCGACCACCACUCCUAGGCCGCCACCGCACUGUACCCGUCGACCUCUUCCGAAUCAACGCCAGCGAGAAGGUCAUUCUGCGCGACUACACCGCCCAGAAGAAGCUAAAACGCACGUCUUAUGACCUGCAUAUUCAUGAGGAUGGCCUUGUGUACCCGAAGGAUGGACCUAACUUUGAGGGUCCCAACGGAGCUUCGGUCCGGCCAAACGGCGCGUUCCUUCAGGAGGUCGUUCGUGGGUUCCGCGGAAAGAAUACGACCAUCUGGAGGAUUCCCGCAGGCACGGACCUUCCUCCGGAUCUAGUGCUUCUCCACGAGCACACAGACCACCACUCGAUACAGUGCACGCGGCCCAUGACCCUUUCCGAGCUGAACAAAACAAUCACGGCAUUUGUGCAGAAGCAUGGGGAGAGGAUGACGAAGGAUGAGUUUUGCGAGAAGUACCCUUUCACGGUGUAG